AUGGCUCCUGUCAAAUCGCUCGCCGAACUGUGCGUUGCGGUGUGCCAAAGACACAUCACUGAACUGAGCAGUGUUGGAAACGGAGACACCCUUCAAUACCAUCAUGUCCGCGACAUUCUCAUGAGGGUCACGAACCCAGCCCAGCUCCGCGAGAUCGAAAUCAACUCCCCUCAUAUCCAAGGCGAAACCUCCGAAAUUUGGCUGCGCCUCAUUAAAAAGGAGUUUCCAACGGAAAGCCACGAUAAGAACUAUGCCCCCAAGAACCCGUCGAAAUGGUACAAGAUAUACGAACGAUAUGCCGAGGAACGCCGUCAUGCCCAACAACAGGCCGAGGCUGAGUUGCUUGCGAGGGUCCAAGGCCUGCAACAGAAGAAGGAUAACAAUGUCAGCAGGAUCGUUGAUCCAAAGUUUGCGAGGUUCCUCCCAAAGCCACCCAAAACAGGACGGACUUUCGGAACGCGAGGUCGGGGAGGAAAGGAACUCCCCAGCUCCCUCAGCUUCGCGGCCGGAAGCAGGAUGAAGACGACCACAGGCGCCAGUGUUAUGAAGAAAGCCCGUAGAGAGGCCAAGGAGAUUGUUGGCAUAAGAAGCAACCUGGCCGUCCCUACAGGUUUGAUCAGAGCCCCACGACUGGGCAAGGCUCCGCCUUCGAUGGCCGCCGAGCAUCGGAUCUCAACUCAGCCGGUAUUUCGACCCACAUCUACCAGCAGCCGCCCUCCCACGCAUUCCACAUAUGUCGCGGCAUCCAAGACCACUUAUGUUUCUGACUCGUCAGACGAUGAGGGUGGCGAUCUGUUCGGCGACGAAGGAACGCCCAGGCAGAAGGGCGGCAAGACCGGCAGCUCGGCUGGCCCCAUCUCCCCCCUCAACAAGCCUACAGGGUCCAAAGAUCGCAAUCUCUCCACAUCCGCCAGCUCCAGCUCUGGAUCUAAACUCUCUCCUCCCUCGUUGAAGCUGCAUUCGGCAGGUCUACGACGUGGUGGCGGCAUUCUCGGAAAUGCACCUCGGGCAAAGAGCAACAUUAGAGUCGAAAGACCUCCGCCCAAACCCGAACCAGCCAUCAGAAUUGCAGAGCCGUCCCGCGCCCACAAAGUACUUGCCCAGAACAAUGGCCCGCAGUCGCCACCGUUGCCCGCAUUCCUUGACGAAAUGCAACCGACUCGCCCGACCUUGAGUAACCAGGAGCUGCCUAGAAAGAGGAAGGCGGUUGACAUAUUCAUGCCCAAGAAAAAAGGCAGACGCUGA
Messenger RNA from Colletotrichum graminicola M1.001, 1245 nucleotides. RefSeq names its product RNA polymerase II transcription factor SIII subunit A. Gene Ontology annotation, cellular component: elongin complex; nucleus. The coding region runs from base 1 to 1245 and encodes 414 amino acids. Gene Ontology annotation, biological process: transcription elongation by RNA polymerase II. The record is from RefSeq and is a predicted model, not a curated record. NCBI's taxonomy places the organism in Eukaryota, Fungi, Ascomycota, Sordariomycetes, Glomerellales, Glomerellaceae. The transcript has a single exon.